Molecule: messenger RNA, 796 nt
Organism: Nerophis lumbriciformis (worm pipefish)
Lineage: Eukaryota; Metazoa; Chordata; Actinopteri; Syngnathiformes; Syngnathidae
Product: prostate stem cell antigen-like
Source: RefSeq, a predicted model, not a curated record
AAAUGGGGGGGUGUGGACUCGGGCUUCCAUUGAAUUGAAGAUAAUUUGGGAGCAGCUGCAGAAAUUGGAAGCAAGAGUGCAAGGAUCCAGGGAGCGACAGUCGUUGGACUGGAAGCAUCAUGUCUGCCUCACAGCUGUUUUUUCUCCUGUGUUGUCUUCCCUUGGCAAAUUGCCUGCUGUGUUAUACCUGUCUAUUCCCCGCCGUUUCUCCUCUGGACUGCCUGAAGUUUCCACAGGAGUGUCCGGCCGGACAGCGCUGCCUAUCGAGUGUCGCCACGGGCAGGCGAGGCGCCCUUCAAGUGACUAUGUACGAGAAGAGCUGCGCCGUUCCCUCCCAAUGCGGUCUGAGCGGACAGAAAUACGCCAGCGGCCUCUAUUUCAACUACACCAACGUUUGCUGUAACACGGACCUGUGCAACGGGGCCGCCGGGGCCCUCAGGCGGGGCGGAGCCGCACUCUGCCUGCUGCCUGCACUCGGCCUCCUACUGGCCUGAGACGACACCCGCGGUCACGGAUAACGUCGUCACCCAGGGAUGAAAAUGACUAAUAAUAUGAAUGCAGGCAACCCACGAAGUGACCUAAACCGUAGCAAUGUAGCUUUCCAGAUCGAGCAUAUUAAUAUUAGCCUAAUUUAACAUUUGCGACAACAAAUCACCUACAAAGUCAUGCCCGUCGUCACACCUGAUGGAGGCCAAUGGUUCUUCAGGGUUUUAUCAUGAUUAUGAUAUUUUUUUGGUUUGUUACAAACUUAUUUUAGUUCAUAUUUGCACAGCUAAUAAAGGUUUCAUGACGGCAA